AUGGGAAGCUCUCGUGGAAGGGGUAGACCGCCGAAGAAGGUGACUCAAUCGACGGGAACGAAACAUGGAGAUGGCUCAACUACGCCGGUAACAACCUCGCCGGUGACUGCAGCAAUACCAGAAGAACAUGGGACGGUGAUUACUGAAUCGAAUCUUGAUAAGCAAGUGACGGAUAGUGACGGAAAAGGGAAAAGCAAAGAUGAACCUAGGGUGGAAGAACAGAUGAAGACGAAACCUAUUGGGGAUCAGAACAAGCUUUGGGUUGAUGUUAUCAGUGGCAAUAGGCAAACAACAAAUGGAAAGCAACUUCAAUUUGUUGCUCCAAAGAUAAAGGAGGGAAUUUUUGAAGUUGAAAUUGAAGAAAAAGAUGUGGAAGCGGAAAUUAGGUUUUGGGAGAACUCGUUGAUCAUGUAUGUGAUUGGUACCAAUUUGAGCAUGAAUGCGAUGAAGAAUUACAUGAGUCGUAUGUGGAACUUUGUUGCGCUGCCUGACAUGUUCUACAAUGAUGAAGGCUAUUUCAUACUCAAAUUCAAGAAUGGUGAUGAUAGAGAUAAAGUUCUGAUGAAAGGUCCAUACACAUUUCAGAACAAACCAGUGAUUCUUUUGGAAUGGAGGCAUGAUUUUACCAUGGCAAAGGAUAUGCUCAGAUCGAUCCCAAUUUGGAUUAAACUACCAGGUCUUCCUCUACCUAUGUGGGGUGCUCAAAGUUUAGGGAAGAUUGGAAGUGUUGUGGGAAUACCUGAUCGGCCACCAAUUUCAUCUUGUUUCUAUGUUCUAAUCAAUGGAAAAACAUUUCAUCCGGUGUGUUUAAGUAUUACAGGAACAGGGCAUAUUUCAAGUCAAGGAAAGGUGAUUUUUGGCAAGCCAGAGUGCCCAGCAGAGAAACUUCGUGUGAGUUAUGCUAGGCUUCUGGUGGAGGUGGAUGUCACGCAGAAAUUGUGUGAAGAAAUUCCCAUCAGAGACCAUGAAGGGAGAGUAAGAAAACAGAAGGUUGAAUAUGAAUGGAGGCCUCAGUAUUGUGAAAGAUGCCAAAAAAUAGGCCAUGUAUGCUCCACUGAUAAGAAACCUCCUAUCAAAGUAUGGCAAGCUAAGACAACAAAGGUAGAUGAGGUGAAUGAAGUUAGUGACUCUGUGAUUGGUGAUAAGGGAUUAGAGAAGGAAGAUAGCACUCAGGAGGAGAAAGAGAUAAUGGAUAAAGGUACAUGGACAGAGAUUAGGCGGAGGAAAGAAGAUGGGAAGAAAGUCACAUGUGAUAACUCAGUUGAAACUAGAGUAAAACAAGAUAAAGCUGAGAAUAUUAGGAAGAAGAUAGGAGGCCAAUGGAAUUACCUUGAUAACUAUAAUAAGCAUGCUAAUGGUAGGGUGUGGAUUAUGUGGGAUAAUAAUAAGCUUACUGCCAUUUAUGCUGAUAAUAAACUGGAAAGAAGAAGGAAUUUGUGGAAGGAUAUAGAGAAGAUCAACAGCACUCAGCAAGGUCCUUGGUGCCUCAUGGGUGACUAUAAUAAUGUUCUUCAUACUGAUGAUAGAAUUGGAGGGAAAGAGGUCCAUGAAGGUGAGUUUUGUGACUUGGCUAAUAUGAUGACUAAAUGUGGUUUAGUUGAUCUGGAUAAGAUAGGAGAUAAGUACACCUGGAGUAACAAGCAUGUAAGUGGAACCAUUUACUCUUGCAUUGAUAGGGCCUUAGCUAAUAAGGAGUGGUUUCAUCAAAGGAUGCAGUGGGAAUUGCAUGUGCUGGAGCCCAAUAUUUCUGACCAUGCUAUGUUGUGUCUCAGGAACAGGCAGCAGGAUAGCAAGCCUAAGAGGCUUUUUAAGUUUCUUAACAAGGUGACUGAUGUGCCUGAGUACAGAGAGCAUGUGGAGAGGAACUGGAAUAGGAGAGGGAGGAAUGAUUCUCAUGUCAAGUUGUGGGAUAAAUUGUUAAGGCUGCAGCCUAUAAUAAAGAAGUUAAGCAAGCCUUUCAGAGGCAUCAACAUGCAGAUUGAGAGAGCCAGGAGAGAGCUGGAAGAUGUGCAGAAGAGCAUUGUGCAAGAUAGAGGGAAUAAGGAUCUGACUAAGGAGGAGAAGGAUAAAACUGAUAAACUGAUGGAGCUUCUUGCCAUAGAAGAAUAA
Vicia villosa (hairy vetch) is the source of this 2109-nucleotide messenger RNA. RefSeq lists its product as uncharacterized. The transcript has 5 exons. The record is from RefSeq and is a predicted model, not a curated record. Lineage: Eukaryota; Viridiplantae; Streptophyta; Magnoliopsida; Fabales; Fabaceae. Bases 1 to 2109 code for a protein of 702 amino acids.